AUGGCGAAGGAGAAGGCCGUCUUCUGCCACAGCUUCCCCACGGACCGGUCUCUAGGAUUCACGAUCUGCGUCGCGCGCUACGGCGAGUCCGGCCGGCGCUUCAUCCAGGUCGACGCGACGUCCCCGGCCUGCGACCUCUACAACAAGCUCAAGCCCUCCGACGAGCUCAUCGCCAUCAACGACCAGCUCAUCUACGACGUCGACGAGGCCGGCGCGAACGUCGUCAAAGCUGCGAUCAAAAGCUCCGCGGACCGCCGGGUCAAGCUCACCUUCGUCAAGGGCGAGCACCGCGACGCCGCGGACCGCGACAUGCACGCCAGCGGCAGCUUCGCGGGCACGACCGACGACCGCCGCGACUCCAUUUUAGACGCGAAAUCGCAGGCGGAACGGCUCCCGGGGUCGUCGCUCCGCGAGGACGCGGCCCACGCGGAGGCCAACGCCUACGACGCCCAGCUCAGCGCCUCCGAGGCCAUCAAGGCCAACGAGCCCGUGGAGGCCGUCAAAGCCCACGUCCAGCGCGCGAGCGACGAGCGCGACGUCAACGGCUCCGUCUUCCACGUCCACUACCCGCUCAAACGGUCCGUGCGCCACCUGCGCGCCGCGGACGCGGAGGACCGGGCCGGGUGGGUCGACGCGAUCCACGCGGCCGUCGCCGCGGGCCGCGUCGCCGAGGAGGCCAUCGUCUACCCGGCCGUGCAGAAGCGGGCCAGCGCCGUGGAGAAGAUGCGCCGCAAGAGUGUCGUCCUCGAGGACAUCGACGACAAGUUCGACUUCAAGGACACGAUCGUGCCCGCGGCGCGCCACGGCGCGCCCGUGGCCUUCGAGAAGGACUUCGAGACCGUCCAGGUCGAGCGCCGCGCGCGCGCCUUCUCCGAGGAGAAGGGCGCCCCGGAGGCGCCGCAAAAGCCGGCGGAGCCGGAGAAGCCGCCGCCCGCGAGGAAGUUCCCCCGCCGCGACGCCGACGCGCCGCGGGGCCCGCCGGACGCGCGCGCGGGCACGCCGACGCGCGAGGAGGUCGCGGUCUCCGCCGGCACCGUGUCCUCCAUCAAGAAGGGCGUCUUCUCGAGCAGGGGCGCGUCGCCGUCGGAGAAGCCCGCGUCGCCGCCCAAGGCCGACGACGUCCCCGCGGCGGGCACGGUCUCCGAGGCGCGCGAGGCUUUCGCGCGGCGCGCGUCCGGCGCGUCCGAGAAGCCGCUCAAGGCCGCGCGGAGCCCCGCGGCGAAGAUCGGCGGCGGCGAGAUCGCGCGGCGCCGGUUGCUGUUCACCGUCGCCACGGAGCCGCCGCCGAUUUUCCGCAAGAAGCAGUCGCCCGCGGCGUCGCCGUCGCGGAAGCUCUUCGACAAGCCGGGCACGCCCACCGCGGACGCCGCGGACCCGCCGCCGCCCGUCGCGCCCGCCGCGGGGCCCGCGCGGACGCCGCCCUUCGCCGCGUCCAAGGUGUCGCGCCGCGUGUCGUCCUUCGAGGCGACGGCGAAGAAGUCCGACGACUUCGACUUCGCGCGCACCAAGCCCAUCCUCCUCGAGUCGGGCAAGACGGAGACGACGAGGGCCCACGAGGCGGAGGAGCGCGCGACGCUCGAGGCCGCGGAGCCCGCGCCGGAGCCCGCGGCGGAGCCGGAGCCCGCGGCGGCGCCGGAGCCCGUGGCGGAGCCCGUGGCGGAGCCCGUGGCGGAGCCGGAGCCC
Messenger RNA from Aureococcus anophagefferens, 1683 nucleotides. RefSeq lists its product as hypothetical. The transcript has 2 exons. The annotation marks the transcript as partial. Lineage: Eukaryota; Pelagophyceae; Pelagomonadales; Pelagomonadaceae. Gene Ontology annotation, molecular function: protein binding. The record is from RefSeq and is a predicted model, not a curated record.